Molecule: messenger RNA, 3610 nt
Organism: Papilio xuthus (Asian swallowtail)
Lineage: Eukaryota; Metazoa; Arthropoda; Insecta; Lepidoptera; Papilionidae
Gene: Dpp10
Product: Dipeptidyl peptidase 10
Exons: 18
Coding region: 73-2694 (873 amino acids)
Biological process (GO): proteolysis
Cellular component (GO): plasma membrane
Molecular function (GO): serine-type peptidase activity; dipeptidyl-peptidase activity
Source: RefSeq, a predicted model, not a curated record
AGUGCGUAUUGUAAGUCGUGACGUCAGAAUAAUCGCUGUGGACCUCAGCUACACGUCGCUCACUGAUACAAGAUGGCCGACCCUGACGCCUUCGAUGACGAGAAGCUGGUGGUGGGAGGUCCCAACCAGAGGAACUGGCGCGGUAUCCUCAUCGCACUCCUGGUGAUUGUCCUUGUACUGGCGCUGAUUGUCACCUCCGUGGUAUUGCUCACACCACCUGAUGAGGGGCCCAGGAUCAGGGGCCGUCGUUUCCGUAUCCAGGACCUGCUUACUGAUGAACUGGUGCCUGUGCGAUGGAAUGGCACCUGGAUAUCAGGAGAUGAAUAUGUAUACAGAGAUGCGUGGGGCGGUAUCAGCCUCAUGUUCGCGGCUAAUCAGACUUCCAAAACGCUUAUGCCAAACACUACAUUUAGAGUUCUAGAACCAGCGUCUUUCUCGUUGUCCGCUGACCGUCGAUUUCUUUUGCUGGCCCAAAGUCUACGUCAACUCCACCGUCACUCCUACCUCGCUAGAUAUACAGUAUACGAUAUACUGACCACAGAAUCUUACCCCCUCACACCUUUACCUGACGAGGUAGGAGGAGGUGUGAUCAGUGAGGGUCCAUACCUCCUCCUCGCGAUGUGGACUCCCAAAGGCCAUGGGCUCAUCACUGUGCGGGACUAUGACAUCUACUAUAGACCAGCUCCAAGGUCUUCCACCGGAUAUCGCGUCACUGACACGGGGAAAACCGGCACAAUAUAUAAUGGUGUACCUGAUUGGUUAUACGAAGAAGAGAUCCUCAAGUCGCGCUCCGCUCUGUGGAUGUCAGGUGACGGGCACAUGGUGCUGUACGCAACAUUCAAUGAUACUCUGGUGCGCGAGCAGAGGUUCCCUUGGUACGGCGCCGCACUGGACACUGACGAUCCUGCUAAGACAUAUCCAGAGAUAAAGAGCGUGAGGUAUCCAAAGCCGGGCACCAAUAACCCCACAGUGAAGCUGACAGUUGCAGACAUCGCGGACCCCAAGCACAUCCGUACGAGGCAUCUCACGCCCCCUAAAGUAAUCCUCGAACAAGGGGACUACUACUUGACGAGCGCGCAGUGGGUGUCGCUGACAGAGGUGUGCGUGGUGUGGCUCACUCGUAUACAGAACCUCUCCGUCGUGUCUGUCUGCAAGAGCCCCAUGUGGAACUGUCAGGAGGUGUACAGGAUAACAUCAGGCAGUGAGAGCUGGGUGGAGAGCGCGCCAGCUCCGCUGUGGUCAGCUGGCGGCGGUGCGCUGGUGACGCUGGCGCCAGUGCGGGACGGUCCAGCGGGACUGUUCCGGCACGUGGUGCGCGCGGAGCACAACGCGCACGGUCCCCGCGCUCUGCCUCUCACACACGGCAGCUUCGAUGUGGUCAAACUGCUCGCCUGGGACCACAACAACCAGCACAUUUACUACUUAGGCAUACCUGAAGGCAAGGCAGGACAGCAGCACCUGUACCGGGUGUCUGCGGAGGCGCCGCGUCCUGGUACUCCGCAGAAGCUGCCUUACUGCGUCACUUGCAACUCACAACCAUCUCCGUCCAUCAACUUGGAGUACUACGGCAGUCUGGCCUCCUCCGGUGAGAGUCCCUGGGACGCGGACUGGGACGAACUUCCCGCCACCUCGCCUACAAGCGCCAAGAAGAAGAAGAAAAAGUUUCCUGACGGUGUCCCUCCUCAGAAUACUCCGUGCUUGUACCACGAGGCGCACUUCAGUCCGAGCGCAGCGUACUUCGUGCUGGAGUGUCUCGGCCCCGGCGUACCCACAGCCAGCCUGCACAGGAUCGCCCUUCCUGAGCCUCGUCUGCUCAUGCAUCUUCAGAAUAAUACUGCUGUUAAGGAGCGUCUGUCAGGUAUAGCGCUGCCGACUCCCCGCACGUUCUCAGUGCAGCUGUCGAGUGGACACGCGGCGAGAGUGCGCCUGCUGCUGCCGCCAGGACUCAGGGAGGACGAGGUCACCAAGUAUCCAUUAGUUCUUAAAGUACAUGGUGCGCCAGGAAGUCAACUAGUGACGGAGCAGUGGGCGCUGGACUGGGGCUGGCUGGCUGCAGGAGCCGGCGCUGUGGUGGCCGCUGUGGACGCGCGCGGAGCUGGCGGCCGCGGCCUCGCUGCACACCACAGCUUGCAUCGCCGACUUGGUACUGUGGAGCUUGCUGAUCAACUGGAGGUCGCAGAGUACCUGCGAGACUCGCUGCACUUCAUUGACGCGCGACGCGUGGCGGUGUGGGGUCAGGCGCACGGCGGCUUCCUGGCGGCACUGGCGCUCGCCAGUCCACUGAAUGUCUUCCAUUGUGGUGUUAUACUAACACCCAUAGUGCGUUGGCGAUAUUAUGCGUCUGCUUACGCGGAACGGUACAUGGGUUUCCCGAACGCGACCGGCAACUACCGGGGGUACGCUGACGCCGACGUGACGAAGCAGGCGGCGGCGCUGCACGACAAGAUGCUGCUGCUGGUGCACGGAGCAGCUGAUGACAUCGUGCACGUGCAGCAGACCAUGGCGCUUGCACGCGCGCUCGCAGACCAGGGCAGCAUGUUCCGCCAGCAGAUUUAUCCGGACGAGGGACACAGCCUGCGAGGUGUGAAGCGACACUUGUACCGCACGAUGUCUUCCUUCCUGGACGACUGCUUCCGCAAGCAAGUACCACCAGAGACCAAGGCGGGCCUCAGGAACGGUGGUAACCUUGACUGAGAUACGUGGAAAGAUGAGGAGCUCUACACUUGGUGAGGUGACACGGACAGUUGACAUAGAAAUCGACGGACAUAAGAAAACAAAACAGUAGUACAACACAUCCAUAUCUCUAAAAUUUUUAACAUUUACCUUACCAAAGAAGAACCCAUCUUUGUGAUAAAUAAUUUAAAUUAAUAGCUCUAGUUGAUAGAAAAGAGCUUUUGUUUAGCUAUUUAAAUCUUUAAGAAGAUUAUGAACUUCCAAUGUAAAUUCCAAUUAGAGAAACGAAUGCUUCAAAGGUCUGACGUUUAUAGUGUAACUAUACUUGAGAUGAAUCUUCUUUAUAUUGUCCUAACACGACAACUAGCGAUAUCCAACAACGCGAUACGACAUUACGCGUCUGUACCUUGUCCUCCAAAAGCGUUUUUGUAAAAAAAAACAUGGCACAUGUUAGUAUAUUUGACGUCGAAUGUUACAUGUAACAUGUUACAUUAGACGUCAAAAGUCAUAAAUUCUAAAUUCACAAUUUCAUGUUGUAAUGAAAUUUGACGUUGGAAUAUUUGCAAAAUUUAAGCAUUCCUUUGGAAUGAGACUUAUUCUUGGAUUAUGUCGAAUCGCGUUGUGUCGUAAUAUUUGUCGUAUAUAGGACAAUGGUUUAAGCUACACGUAGUUAUAUAGUCAAUGAACUUUGUGAUCUUAGUAGUAACUUAUAAGGCGUUACAUAAUACAUAUAUACUUGAUGUAAACAUGACUUUUAAAUGCCUAAACACCAGUACAUAAACAUUCAAAAUCUAAGUUUUUUCAAAACGAAUGUUUUAGUACGUGUUUAGGUAAUGGAAUCUUAGCGAUCAUGUGAUUUAUGUAACACAUCUCAAACGCCUUCUUUUAGUUGUAUAUUUAUUUAAAACCACAAAUUAACCUUCCAAAGUUUAUUUUG